AUGGCCCCAGUACCUAUUCCUUGCACAGUGUGUCCGGUCAGCAACUAUAGUAUCCACUGUGCGAGACAUGCCACGGGCUUCCAUCAUGAACUGGGCCAGCAAAAGGAGUCUGACAGCAUCCUGAUAAGGCUAAAGAUAUACAAUUUAGUAGCAAGAGUCUUGACAAAGGGCUAUUACUUUUCAGAAAUCAUGACGGGUAUGGGCUUGUCCGUAGCACUGAAGAUGGCUCAUUCACCUGCACCAAGCUAUUUGUCCCUGACCGUUGCGAUCGUCCUCGCAGUUUGGCUCUUCUCUUCGAAAAGGAUUAAGCAAACCCGACUCAGCACAACCGCCGCUCUUGUGUCAUAUAGGCUGCCAUUCGGGAUUGACUGCGCCGUCCGUGCCGUCUACCAGCUCUUGAACUAUAACUUUGUUGAAUGGACGCAAAAUGUGCUCGAAGAGAAUGGACGAACCGUCGAAUUGCACCUGGCUGGUGCUAGAUUGGUGCUGACGGACGACUGCGAGAAUGUCAAGGCAAUAAUGUUCAGCCAGGUUGGCCGUACGGCUCAACUCUAUGCAAAGAGGGUUGACCCUAAGUCCCCUAGUUCUCAGACUUGGAAAGGGGAAAUUUACACACGAGGUUUUUGCCAGCGUGUUUGGAGACUCGGUAUUUGGCAGUACGCCUCUCUUGCGAGCUCGAUCCCCGUGUUAUCGGCUGCUAACGUCGUUCGUUCACCCCCUGGCAGCCGAUGGGAAGGUCUGGAUGGACAAUAA
Aspergillus nidulans FGSC A4 is the source of this 753-nucleotide messenger RNA. RefSeq lists its product as uncharacterized. NCBI's taxonomy places the organism in Eukaryota, Fungi, Ascomycota, Eurotiomycetes, Eurotiales, Aspergillaceae. The transcript has 5 exons. The record is from RefSeq and is a predicted model, not a curated record. The coding region runs from base 1 to 753 and encodes 250 amino acids.